This is a messenger RNA of Dreissena polymorpha, 7017 nucleotides long. Its product is annotated as organic cation transporter protein-like. The transcript has 10 exons. Gene Ontology annotation, biological process: transmembrane transport. The record is from RefSeq and is a predicted model, not a curated record. Gene Ontology annotation, molecular function: transmembrane transporter activity. Gene Ontology annotation, cellular component: membrane. NCBI's taxonomy places the organism in Eukaryota, Metazoa, Mollusca, Bivalvia, Myida, Dreissenidae. Bases 410 to 2086 code for a protein of 558 amino acids.
AACAUCUUCUUGUUCUUAAUUAUAGAGCCAAGGGCUACUAAAUUUGGUAUGUUGUGAUAUCUAAUAGUUCUCUACCAAAUUUGCUCAAAUUAUUCCCCAGGGCUCAAAUUUGACCCUGUCCCGGGAUGUCACAAAACUGAACAUAUGACGUUUACCAGGGGAGAUAACUGCGGCCGUGUGGCUGUGACCAACAACAACAACAUCUUGUAAACAUGAGAUAAAACCCUGUCAUUUAGUACCAUUUUAGAUCAGAUGGUGACUGCUUACAAAGGAAUUGAAACUCAAUAGGGAUUCUCACUAGAGGAAGAUCAGGAGCAAAAGCACAAUACAAUUCACAUUUCAACACACCAUUACUGAGCCACACACUUAGAUUUACAGUGGUCUGUCAGGAGGUCAAAAUCUCACAAAAAUGAAAGUCAGAUUGGAAGAACUACUUUCUCAACUGGGAAAUCCUGGAAAGUAUCAGAUAGUGAUAUUCCUACUUCUGUGCCUGAAUUAUUGUCCCCUGGUGUUCAACCAUGUUAUCAUGGCUUUCUAUGGAGCAACCCCAAAGCAUCAAUGCCAUUCAAACGAAUUUUGGACUGGUUCCGGACUGAAAAGCGUUGAGGAUUUUAGCAUGAUUAAACCAGUCUACAAUUCAAGUGCAGGGGAGGAGUUGUUGGGUGCUUUUGGAAGCUGUAGCUCUUCCUACAUGGUUCCUGGUUUUGCCAAUAUAACAGUUUCCUGCCCUAAAAGUCCUGAGAGUGUGGUUGUGUACAUGAAAGGACCAGCGUCGCAGUCAAUUGUGACUGAGUGGGACCUGGUAUGCAGCGACACCUACCUGUCGUCAUUGGCGACCACCAUAUAUUUCUGCGGCGUCAUGCUUGGUGGACUGGUAUUUGGCCAUCUUGCUGACAAGUUUGGACGUAAACCAGUCAUGCUGUUCACUCUGUUCUUCCCCAUACUGGUUGGCAUAGCAACUGCCUUUGUGCCUUGGUAUGCUGGCUUUGUAACCCUGAGGUUCAUACAGGGUGUUCUCAUGCAGGGGCUGCAGACGUCCACUUACACUCUUGCUAUGGAAUUAUUCCUGCCCCGACACCGUAGCUAUGCCGGCGCCAUUCUAGAAUGCUUCUGGGGCCUCAGUGUGAUGGUAAUCCCCCUCCUGGCCUACCUGCUGCCCAACUGGCGCCACCUACAGCUCGUCAUCACACUACCCAGUAUCCUGGCUGUCAUGUACAUAUGCAUCAUACCAGAAUCUCUGCGCUGGCUGAUACUGACUAAACACAUUGAACGGGCUGAAGCUCUUGUUGCCAAGGUAACAAAGUUCAACAAACUGGAGUUCCCAGAAAACUAUUGGAACGAUGUGAAGAUGCAGCUAGAGGCGGCAGAUGGUGACAACAAGCAGUAUUCGGCCAUUGAUUUAAUGAGGACUCCAAGGCUACGACAUAGAAGUUUGGUCCUUUUCUACCUCUGGUUUGCAAUCUCUAUUGGUUACUAUGGGUUGACAUGGCAACUGACCAGUCUCCCUGGCAACAAGUUCCUCAACUUCUUCAUUGCUGGGGCCGUGGAGUUUGUGGCAUACACCUUAGUCAUUUUCAUCACAGGCCGGUUUGGUAGGAAGCGUCCACUGAUGGUGUACUUCAUGCUUGCCUCAGUAUUCAUGAUUGGGGCUGGAGUUAUCCCCCUUACUGUGCAAGGCAGUCAGGUUGCCAUGGUAUCAAGCGGUCUCGCUAUUGCUGGAAAGUUUGCCAUGGGUGGACUGUUUAGCGUGAUAUUCCUGUACACAUCUGAGCUCUACCCAACCAUUAUAAGGAACAUUGGAAUGGGCAGCUGUGCCUUUUGGACCAGGGUUGGAGGGGUACUUGCACCCCAAAUGAUUGUUCUGGGUCAGGUGGGUACCGGUAUGAAGUCACUGCCCCUGGUCUUGUUUGGACUGGUAACCCUGCUGGGGGGCUUCCUUACACUCUUGCUGCCAGAGACGCUUGGCUGCAAGCUGCCAGACAACAUUGAUGACAUAGAGGGCAGCACUUUGUCACAUGACACUGUGGUGUCUGCUGAGGAAAUGAAGCAGAUCAAUGUAGACCAAGAAAAGCCAGAAAGUGUAUAGGUUUACUGCAAUUUUGUUGGAAUGUGUAGGACUAAAAUCAGAUGUGUGUAUUUGAUUGAUGUUUUUUAUGGUAUCUUAAUAAUUUUUUGUUAAAUUGAAGGUACAUUAUGUUUAGGAUGCGUGUGUUUCUGUUUGUUUUUUUAUGCAAAUAUUGUGCAGCAAUGUUUUAUACAAUUAUCUUCUAUUUAGAUAUUAAUGUCAUUCAAGAGAUUUUCAACUUUGUUAUUUGUAAAUUUAUCAAUAUUUAAGAUAGCUGUCAUUUUGUACUUUUCUUUUAAUGACAGCAUAAUGUCCAAAACAUUUUUAGCUCACCUGAGCACAACGUGCUCAUGGUGAGCUUUUGUGAUCACCUUUUGUCCUUCGUCCGUAGUCCGUUGUCCGUCGUGCGUUGUCCGUUGUGCGACGUCAACAUUUGCCUUGUUCACUCUCUAGAGGCCACAUUUAUUUCCAAUCUUCAUGAAAUUUGGUCAGAAGAUUGGUUUUAAUGAUAUCUUGGAUGAGUUCGAAAAUGGUUACGUUUGCUUGAAAAACAUGGCUGCCAAGGGGCGGGGCAUUUUUCCUUAUAUGGCUAUAUAUGGCUAUAGUAAAAUCUUGUUAACACUCUAGAGGCCACAUUUAUUGUCUGAUCUUCAUGAAACAUGGUCAGAAGAUUCAUCCCAAUAAUAUCUUGGACGAGUUCGAAAAUGAUGCCGGUUGGUUGAAAAACAUGGCCGCCAUGGGGCGGGGCAUUUUUCCUUAUAUGGCUAUAGUAAAACCUUGUUAACACUCUAGAGGCCACAUUUAUUUUCCGAUCUUCAUGAAACUUGCUCAAACAUUUUUUCCUACUGAUAUCUUUGAUAAGUUCAAAAAUGGUAAACUUUGCUUGAAAAACAUGGCUGCCAAGGGGCGGCGCAUUUAUCCUAAUAUGGCUAUACAUGGCUUUAGUAAAAUCUUGUUGACACUCUAGAGGCCACAUUUAUUGUACAAUCUUAAUGAAACCUGGUCAGAAGAUUCAUCCCAAUAAUAUCUUGGACGAGUUCGAAAAUGAUGCCGGUUGGUUGAAAAACAUGGCCGCCAGGGGGCAGGGCAUUUUUCCUUAAAUGGCUUUAGUAAAACCUUGUUAACACUCUAGAGGCCACAUUUAUUGUCCAAUCUUGAUGAAAUUUGGUCAGAAGAUUUGUCUUAAUGAUAUCUUGGAUGAGUUUGAAAAUGGUUACGUUUGCUUGAAUAACAUGGCCGCCAAGGGGCAGGGCAUUUUUCCUUAUAUGGCUAUAUAAGGCUAUAGUAAAAUCUUGUUAACACUCUAGAGGCCACAUUUAUAGUCGAUCUCCAUGAAACUCGGUCAGAAGAUUCAUCCCAAUAAUAUCUUGGACGAGUUUAAAAAUGAUGCCGGUUGGUUGAAAAACAUGGCCACCACAGGGGUGGGGCUAUUUUCAUUAUAAGGCUAUAGUAAAACCUUGUCAACACUCUAGAGGUCACAUUUAUUUUCCGAUCAUCAUGAAACUUGGUCAGAAGAUUUGUCCCAAUGAUAUCUUGGAUGAGUUUUUGCUUGAAAAAAAAGGCUUCCGAGGGGCGGGGCAUUUUUCCUUAUAUGGCUAUAGUAAAAUCUUGUUAACACUCUAGUGGCCACAUCUAUAGUCCGAUCUUCAUGAAACUUGGUCAGAAGAUUCAUCCCGAUAAUAUCUUGUUAUCUGAGGUGAACGACUUUGGGCCUUUCAGGUCCUCUUGUUAAAGAAACUAUUACUUAGGUCAUGUUUAUUGCUUUUUAUUGUCAACUUGUUAAAAAUAAUGUGUAAUUUUCAGUUUUCAAGUAUAGAGCAUGCAAUUUUGCGCUAUUUUGGGGACACACAUUUGUAUCAGGUUUAUCUGUCAUUAAAUGUGUGUCUUUUAAAAUUAGAAAACGUAAAAAAAAACGGAAUAAAAAUCACACAAGUGAUUUUAUAAACUAAAGCCAGAUCAGUUGGAAGUAAAACCAUGAAGUUAAAAAAAAACAACAGUAACACUUAUUUUGUGGGUUAUUAAUACAUCAUAGCUAUUUUUGUUUUCUUCUAUAACAAAAAAACCCUGAUUCUUUGUACAAAUGUCUGAAUACUCACUUUUCCCAUUAGUUUUGGUAUAAAAACAGAUGGUCUGUAGUGCAAAAAUAUAUAUUAAUAGCUAUUUUCAUACUUUGUUAACAAAAAAAACAACACUUUUGCUUGAUCUUAAUAUGAGCCUACCAGAAAUUGUUGUCAACAAGAUAUUCUAAACAAAAUUAAAAAACAUAGCCCCAUACGAAGGUUGAUGCCAUUAGUGGAGCAGUAAUGGUCUAUUAGACCUCUUGUUAUUUAGUAGUUUCUCAACAAUUGAAUCCAAGCUUGUGCUUAGAAAGUUAACUCGGUUUCAAAUAAUGUGAUUUUUGUUGUUGCAGCUUACAGAAUUGUGUUGUUUGCAGCUGUGACAUUUUUGGCCAAAAGCAUUGCUCUUUGACAUUUAGAGGUAUGUCACUGGUUGGCAGGAAAUUACCUUGCCCUCUUUGAUGACACCAAUAACUGUCUCCAAUAGGUUAAAUGGUGUGGAAUGUUUUACAUAACUUUGAUGCAGUGGUUGUCAGACAUUUAUCAAUAAUUUGCUUUUGUUUCAAAACAUGGAAGUAAAUGCUGUUAUGAGUAUUGUUUAUAUAUUGAUUGUUUUAGCAUCACAUUCAUUCAAAGUGCGCAUCACAGAAACAGAUGCAUUUCCAUUUAAAAGUGCACAGUACAUGAGAGCUUUGCAUUUAGGAAUAAGAAUAAAAUGGUCACAGAAACAACCAUUUUUUUUUUUUUUUUAAUUUUGAGAUUAUAUUUGCAAUUUUUCAGACUGAAAGCACCAGUUCCUUUGCUUAAAACAUCUUCAACAAUUAGAAAUAAUAAAUUUUCCUGCUCUCUGUGUCAUAUUGAUUUUUUGUGUGCUAAGUUUUGCUUUAAUAGCACUUUUAUAUAGUAAUUACAUGAAAACACAUGUAUUGACAAUCUUUUUCUAAAAAAAAAUGCUUCAUACAUAAUUGUUUAAACUUGAAUUUCUAUUUGUUUUAUACUCAUACUAAGACUAAUCUUAAAAUUGGAUCCUCCAGCCAACGUUGCACUGAGCACUUCACAAGUAAUGUGUGGAUGCUUGGUUUGUUGGUAGGGGGAUAAUUGAUUUCUUGGUAAGGGGGAUGGUUAAUUUGUUGGUAGGGGGAUGGAUGGUUUGUUGGUAGGGGGUUUGUUGAUUUCUUGGUAAGGGGGAUGGUUUAUUUGUUUGUAGGAGGAUGGUUGGUUUGUUGAUAGGGGGGUUGUUGGUUUAUUGGUUCUGGGGAUGGUUGGUAUGUUGGUAGGGGGGAUGGUUGGUUAGUUGGUAGGGAGGAUAGUUGGUAUGUUGGUAGGGGGGUUGCUUGGUUUGUUGGUAGGGAGGAUGGCUGAUUUGUUGGUAGGGGGGAUGGUUGGUAUGUUGGUAGAGGGAUAUGGUUGAUAUGUUGGUAGGGGGGAUGGUUGGUUUGUUGGUAGGGGGGUUGGUUAGUUGGUUGGGUGGAAGUUUGGUUAGUUGGUAGGGGGGGGGUGGUUGGUUUGUUGGUAGUGGGGAUGGUUGGUUGCACGAAAUUUUUAUGUUCAAAGGAUUUUUGGAGGAAGCAUAUUGAUAAAUGUCUGAUAAAUGGUGUGCAAAGAGCAAUGUACAAUACCACCUGAAUCUGGCAACCAAAAUAGUGUAAUAUCUCUGCAUGUGAAAUAUUGGUAUUAUGUAUAUUGUAUGUUUACCAUGUAAAUUAGUGGUCAUGUAUCAUUCACACCUGUGUAUGAUGUGCAACAUUAAAAGUCAUCUUUGGAGUACAUAAACAUUACAUGACUGCACCUAUAAUUGUAUCUUUUUUCUAUUUGUAUUAAAUGUUAGUUUAUGACGCUAGUUUGCAAUGGGUUAUCUCAAAUGUAUGUAUCGACAUUGAUUUUAAAUUUGCCAAGCUUUUUUUGUCAUCAAUGUUAAGCACUGCAGGUAAGUUUUGUAAAAGAGGGACCGUAUUCAUGUCACUAACAUUUUUAAACCCCCAUUUAUUAAGUGGGGCAUAUAGAUUUGUCAUAGUCGUACCUCCUACUGUUCGUGACAAUUUUCCACCCAUCGGUCACACUUUCUUAUGUCAAAACAAACAGCAGAACGUAUUAGUGCUACAGUAUAGGGACGAAUCUUUUUGAAUAUAUCAACAAGUAUAUUAACAUGCGCUUCUCCUAAUUUUGGACAGGAUAUUUCAGGACAUCGUAACUGAAGUUCUGGUCCCAUUUUGAGCAAUACAUGUCAUUCUGUGUCCUUCAUUGGAAGUCAACAUUAACAUUGUGAUAGGCCAUAUUUAUUUCUAAUCGAAGGCUUUGUCAGAGCAUUUGUCCUAAUCAUGUCUCACCCGAGUUCGAAACAAGGUCUUGUGGGAUCAAAAUGCCUAUGAACAACUAAGAUGCGACAUUAAUUGCACAACUUCAAGAAACUUACUUAGAAUGAUAUGUUUAAUGAUAUAUAAGCUGAAUUUAAAACCUGGUCACAUGUGGUCAUAACCUAGGUCACUAGGUGAAAAUGAACAUAAAUCUUUUGAAACUCUCAGGGCCAAUUUUAUUGUCCAAAAGUCAUUAAUCUUGGUCUGAGAUUUUGGUCUUAUGAGUUUUUCACUGACUGAAAUAUGAUUCCAAACUAAAUAUAUAAGUUUGUGUUGCUGUCAUUGUUGAAGACAUGUCAUGGUGGGUUCCUGAUAAUGUCCGUUGUCUUGAUGUGUUGUGAAUAAACAAUAUUUUGAUUCUUACAUUAUUUUUGUUAUAAUAUUACGUGAAAGACUAAUUUUGUGUGUUUCAUGUAUUAACUUUUAACCAACCGUAUCUUUCUUUUUUCCAUCCCAAACAUAAAUUACGAUGUUGUUGAUAAACAUGUUGUUGAUCAUAUUACAACUUAACAAUUUAACAAUAAAACACUAUUUUAUGUCA